AUCUUAUCAACCCUUCUAUUUUUCCAAAACAAAAAGAGUAACAAAAUGACACCACAUUUUCUCACCUUCCAACUCUCAAUACCACUCAUAUUCCUCCUAUGCACCACCACCAUAGCUCAACCGGCACCGGCCCCGGCCCCCGGACCACCACUUCCCACCAACAUCACCAAAAUCUUAGAAAAAGCUAGCCAAUACACCACCCUAAUCCGCCUCUAUGGCAUAACCAAAGUUGGUGACCAAAUAAACACACAACUCAACAACUCCCAACAAGGCAUGACCGUGCUAGCACCACCCGACAGCGCCUUCUCCAGCCUUGCCCCAGGCGUGCUCAACUCGCUCAACGACCAACAAAAGGACGAACUCGUUAAAUUCCAUGUCAUCCCCACGUUCAUAUCCACCUCACAAUUCCAAACCCUAAGCAAUCCAUUGAGGACACAAGCCGGUGAUAGCACUUACUAUAACUUUCCAUUGAAUAUUACGACUAACGGCACCUCGGUUAAUCUAACUACGGGUGUUGUUAAUGCCACGCUGCAGAAUACGAUCUACACUGAUGGUCAACUUGCUGUGUAUCAAGUGGACAAGGUUCUUUUGCCCAUGAGCUUGUUUGGUCCUCAACCACCAGCGGCCGCACCCGCACCCGAGCCCGAAAAGAAGAAGAAGAAGAAGAAAGCUGGGGAUGAUGAUACUCCGGCUACGGACAGUACUGCUAGCUCGAGUGUUGAUUUACGUCUUGGUUUGCAUGGCUUGAUGGGGGGAUUAAUUGGUUUCAUUGCAACGUUUUAUUUGUAACAAUGGACGGUUGUGAUGAUGCCAUGUCGGAAACGUGAUGUGGGGCCACUUUUUUUUUCUUUUGUUUGAGUGAUUGUGAUUUAAGGGUAAUGGUUUUGUCACUUUGUGUAGUGAGUGACUUUUGUAAUCUACUGUUAAUGUUAAUUUUUGUAUAAUCUUUUAUUUGUUUGUGUUAAAAUGGAAUUC
Molecule: messenger RNA, 975 nt
Organism: Helianthus annuus (common sunflower)
Lineage: Eukaryota; Viridiplantae; Streptophyta; Magnoliopsida; Asterales; Asteraceae
Product: fasciclin-like arabinogalactan protein 12
Exons: 1
Coding region: 46-789 (247 amino acids)
Source: RefSeq, a predicted model, not a curated record